Hydra vulgaris (swiftwater hydra) is the source of this 964-nucleotide messenger RNA. RefSeq names its product cobalamin trafficking protein CblD. The record is from RefSeq and is a predicted model, not a curated record. Gene Ontology annotation, cellular component: mitochondrion. NCBI's taxonomy places the organism in Eukaryota, Metazoa, Cnidaria, Hydrozoa, Anthoathecata, Hydridae. Gene Ontology annotation, biological process: cobalamin metabolic process.
AGAUUAUUCAUUUUAUUUUCUAGAUAAAAUAAUAAAUAUGGCUUCAAGAAUUAUGACUACCAGAUUUUAUGCACCUAAUAUGCAAAAUAUUGUUUGUAUGUUAAGUGUUAAUCGAGGAAUGGCUUCAGUAAAUCCACCAAGUAAACAAAAAAAUGAUGCAUUAAUUUCUGCUGUGAAUUCACCUUUAUCACAUGAUCCAAACUUUCCCUUGCCUGGUCAUGUAGGUGUUGAUUUAAACAGCCUAGUUAGCUGCAACAAAGCAGUUGAAAAAAUUAAAUAUCAAACCUUAUCUUCUGUAUUGCUUAACUUGAAUAAUGAAGCUCAAAGAAAGCACGAUUUGUUGACACAAUUCACUUCAAAACAAGAAGAAACGCAAGAAAGUUGUUUGACAGAUGUCUUGGUUAAUUGUCCAGAUAAAGUUGAAUGCAAAAUCCAAACUUGUCCUCAAACCUUGUCAAAAGAUUUUAAGAAGUUGUUUUCUUCCCAAGAAAAUAAUGACUUAACCGUUAUCACAAUUACACAACAUACAGUCAAUGAUAUGGCAGCAUGGUCUGAAGAAGUAGAAAAAGAAAGAGAAACCCUCAUAUGCAUGUUUAUUGAAAAUGCAAAGAUGAUUUGUGAAAAAAUUAUAGCAAGCGGCUAUUGGGCUGACUUUAUUGAUCCUUUUUCUGGUCGAGCAUUUUAUAGCGAAUACACAAAUGAUACUUUAUUUGAAACCGAUGAUCGAUUUAAUCAGUUAGGAUUCAAUGUUGAGGAUUUGGGAUGCUGCAAGGUUCUUUUUCACAACAAAUGGAAGAGCAACGUGUUUGUUGGUGUAAUAUUUACUGAUGCUCCAGCACAAUGUCACAUGUUCAACAACUGAUUUUUUUUUUUAAUUGAUUAAAUCUAUUUUAUUUGUUACGUAUAUUGUUGUUGGUCUUUACAUACAGUUUUACUAAUAUAUGUUUAUUAAAACUAUUUAGAA